Messenger RNA from Hypanus sabinus (Atlantic stingray), 1756 nucleotides. RefSeq names its product mannose-1-phosphate guanyltransferase alpha-A-like. Gene Ontology annotation, cellular component: cytoplasm. The transcript has 12 exons. The record is from RefSeq and is a predicted model, not a curated record. Bases 119 to 1381 code for a protein of 420 amino acids. Lineage: Eukaryota; Metazoa; Chordata; Chondrichthyes; Myliobatiformes; Dasyatidae. Gene Ontology annotation, biological process: biosynthetic process.
GUCACCACUGACGUCAGUGCCACCGCGCACAGCUGUCAUUCCUGACCCUGGAUCGACGACUUCUGACAUCUGACCUCAGCCCGGACCCGACCCGGACUCAGCCGCAGCCGCAGCCGCGAUGCUGAAGGCCGUGAUUCUGAUCGGAGGCUCCCAGAAAGGCACAAGGUUCCGGCCUCUGUCCUUUGAGGUUCCGAAGCCGCUGUUUCCAGUGGCGGGUGUCCCAAUGAUCCAGCAUCACAUUGAGGCUUGUGCAAAGGUUCCAAACUUGAAAGAGAUCUUGCUGAUUGGGUUUUACCAGCCAAGCGACGAAAUCAAUCGGUUCCUUCUGACUGCACAGCAAGAAUUCAAGAUCUGCAUUAGAUACCUUCAGGAAUAUGUUGCUCUGGGAACCGGCGGAGGCCUGUAUCACUUUCGAGAUCAGAUCCUGUCAGGAAAACCUGACUUGUUCUUCGUCAUGAACGCAGAUGUCUGCUGCGAAUUUCCCCUGACGGAGAUGGUUGAAUUCCAGAAGGAACAGGCCGACUCUUUUGUCAUGUUGGGAACAACGGCCAACAGGAGACAGUCGAUGAAUUAUGGUUGCAUUGUGGAGAAUGAGCAAAGCCAUGAGGUUCUUCACUACGUGGAGAAGCCCAGCACCUUUGUCAGUGACAUCAUCAACUGUGGUGUGUACCUCUUCACUCCCAACAUCUUCCAGUACAUCGGGGAGGUGUUCCGCAAAAACCAGCAGGACCUGGCCAUAGAGGAGAACUCCAACGGCUGGCAGCGAGCCGAGGUCAUCCGGCUGGAACAGGAUAUCUUCACCACCAUUGCCGGCCGUGGCUCUCUCUACGUCUACAAAACCGACGGCUUCUGGAGUCAGAUCAAGUCAGCUGGCUCUGCCAUCUAUGCCAACCGGCUGUACCUGAACCAGUACGAGAGGAGCCACCCAGACCGCCUGGCCAGCAGUGAACAGGGUGGCCCCAGGAUCAUCGGCAAUGUUUACAUCCACCCGACAGCAACAAUUGACCCCACAGCAGUGCUGGGUCCCAACGUCACCAUCAGCAUGGGAGUGACCAUCGGUGCUGGUGUUCGAGUGCGGGAAUCCAUUAUCUUACACGGAGCCUUGCUGCAGGACCACUGCUGUGUGCUGAACUGCAUCGUGGGCUGGGAUAGCGCUGUUGGCAAGUGGUCUCGGGUAGAAGGCACACCCAGUGACCCGAACCCGAAUGACCCCUACGCAAAGAUCGAUAGUGAAACACUCUUCAGUGACGGCAAGCUCAACCCGUCCAUCACCAUCCUCGGCUGUAACGUCAGUAUUCCCGCUGAGGUGAUCAUCCUGAACUCCAUCGUGCUCCCACACAAAGAACUGAACCGCAGCUUCAAGAACCAGAUCAUCCUGUAACCCCCCGGGACUGAGGAGGAGCUCACUUGCUGUGGGAUGCACAGGUGGGGCCAGCCAUUCUGUCAUACAAUCCACUCGUCACCUUUCUCUCGCUGUGUUCCAAGUUUAAUCAUUCUUCUCAGCUCUUCCUGGCCCGUGGACAUCCCCACACCGCGGGGGUUUGGACUGUACCUCUGUUCUGCACAUACCCCUGCCCCACUGUACACCAGAUCACUGUGUUAGGGACGUGGGAGUUCAAGCCCACUGAUGCCCUUUGUAGGUGCCUGAUCCCUGUCCAGACACAGCCACCCAUCCCUCUCAGCGUCAAAGAGGAUGAUGGCUGUGGGAGUGACUAUUGAAUCUUAAAUAAAUAAAGAGAUUUUCCCUUUGAGAGCA